CUCUCCCGUGCCAGGAUGUCGGCCAGCCGCUCCCGCAGGCCCCGCAACUCCCGCUCCCGCCGCUCGAUCUCGGCGCCCAGCCGCACCGCCUCCGCUCCGCCCGCCAUGCCGGACAAAAUGGCGGCCGGGGCUCGCUUCCGCUUCCGGCCGGUCGCUUCCGGCCGGCGCCGAUUGGCCGGGCGGGCCGGCCGCGGGCAGCGCCGCGACAUGGCGGCGGGGGGCGCCGGGCGGGUGUCGGUGCUGCUGCCCACGUACGAGGAGCGCCACAACCUGCCGCUCGUCGUCUGGCUGCUCGUGCGCACUUUCCAGGAGAGUGGAAACGACUUUGAAAUUAUCAUCAUCGAUGAUGGGAGCCCGGACGGCACGCAGGAAGUUGCUAAACAACUGGAAAAGAUAUAUGGGUCGGAUAAAAUACUUUUAAGACCCAGAGAAAAGAAGUUGGGCCUUGGCACUGCUUACAUUCAUGGAAUGAAGUACGCCACUGGGGAUUUUAUUGUUAUUAUGGAUGCUGACCUCUCUCACCAUCCAAAAUUUAUUCCAGAGUUUAUCAGAAAGCAGAAAGAAGGCAAUUUUGAUAUUGUGUCUGGGACAAGAUAUAAAGGAAAUGGAGGAGUACAUGGCUGGGAUUUGAAAAGAAAGUUAAUCAGUCGUGGAGCCAAUUUUAUAACUCAGGUUUUGCUGAGGCCGGGUGCAUCAGAUUUAACAGGGAGUUUCAGGUUAUACAGAAAAGAAGUCUUACAGAAACUAAUGGAAAAAUGUGUUUCUAAAGGAUAUGUCUUCCAGAUGGAAAUGAUUGUUCGGGCCAGACAGCUAGGAUAUACUAUUGGAGAGGUUCCUAUUUCAUUUGUGGACCGUGUCUAUGGAGAAUCCAAACUGGGAGGCAAUGAAAUAGUCUCCUUCUUAAAGGGACUCUUGACCUUGUUUGCUACAACAUGAGACUCUCUAAAAAAAUUAAUCUAGAAUAAAAACAUUUUCUGACUUCUGUGUGGCUUUUAGCAUAUGAUAGCAGAAGCUUGAUAAUGUGCCUGGUGACCAGAAGACCCUCUAUGAUAACUGAACUGCACGUUAAACUAGUCAAAGUAAAGACUGAUAUCCUAUGCCUUUUAAAAAAAAUAAUGAAG
This is a messenger RNA of Oxyura jamaicensis (ruddy duck), 1121 nucleotides long. RefSeq names its product dolichyl-phosphate mannosyltransferase subunit 1, catalytic (gene DPM1). The coding region runs from base 16 to 936 and encodes 306 amino acids. Gene Ontology annotation, cellular component: endoplasmic reticulum membrane. NCBI's taxonomy places the organism in Eukaryota, Metazoa, Chordata, Aves, Anseriformes, Anatidae. Gene Ontology annotation, molecular function: dolichyl-phosphate beta-D-mannosyltransferase activity. The record is from RefSeq and is a predicted model, not a curated record. The transcript has 9 exons. Gene Ontology annotation, biological process: protein O-linked glycosylation via mannose; GPI anchor biosynthetic process.